Messenger RNA from Oncorhynchus nerka (sockeye salmon), 8749 nucleotides. Its product is annotated as ubiquitin-associated and SH3 domain-containing protein B-like. The record is from RefSeq and is a predicted model, not a curated record. Gene Ontology annotation, molecular function: protein binding. The coding region runs from base 117 to 2051 and encodes 644 amino acids. Lineage: Eukaryota; Metazoa; Chordata; Actinopteri; Salmoniformes; Salmonidae. The transcript is spliced from 14 exons.
AGCGCCCGCGACCACACUGCUCACAAUAAUAAUCGGUUGUAGUCUAUUAGUUAUCUUUCUCCACCGCUCGCUACAGUACCGUAGACUGGAUCUGAAAACCAAUGUAAUCCUGAAUCAUGGCUGCAAAAGAGGAUCUCUACAGCAAAAUCAUCCCGCGAAGACUUCGGCCGAAAGUACCUGGCACUGUGAAAUAUGGAUCGAAUUUGGACGUCCUCUUAUCGAUGGGUUUCCCCAAAACCAGGGCAUUGAAGGCACUAGUAUCAACAGGAGGCAGGAAUGUACAGGCAGCAUGUGACUGGCUGUUCUCCCAUGUGGAUGACCCCUUCCUGGAUGACCCGUUGCCCAGAGAGUACGUCCUGUACCUGCGCCCCAGCGGACCCCUGCAGAAUCAGCUCCAUCACUUCUGGCAGCAGUCCCGAGUCUCCUGCGGAAAGAACAAGGCCCACAACAUCUUCCCCCACAUCACACUCUGCCAGUUCUUCAUGUGUGCAGACAACAAGGUGGACGCCCUGUUGGAGGCCCUGCAGGCCACGGUGGCCCAAUGGAGGGGUCGUUUCCCUAGCCCCCUGCCCCUGGAGCUCUACACCUCCUUCAACUUCAUAGGCCUCUUUGUUGAGGAGCAGAUCGCAGAGGUCCUCAAGCAGUUUGCUGCUGACUUUGCUUCCGAGGCUGCCAGAAAUGCUGAUGUCCAUUUAGAGCCCCAUAAGAAGCAGCUCCAUGUGACGUUAGCCUACCACUUCCCCACCAGUCACCUGACCUCCCUGGAAAAGCUGGCUAAGGGAAUCGAGGUGAAGCUAGGCUGUGAUUGGCUGGCUGUCCUUUUUUCCCGGGACAUACGGUUUGCCAAUCAUGAGACGCUGCGUGUGAUGUAUCCCUACGCCCCUCAGAAUGAGGACGAGCUGGAGCUGGUCCCGGGCGACUUUGUCUUCAUGUCUCCCUUGGAGCAGAACAACACUAGCGAGGGCUGGGUCUACGGGUCCUCCCUGGCCACGGGGCUGUCCGGCCUAUUGCCUGAGAACUACGUCAGCCGGGCAGAUGAGUGUGACACCUGGGUCUUCCACCGAUCACACUCCUUCUUCAGUUGCUCCGCCUCCUCGGACAAAGUGAGCAGGGAAAGGGGCCUAUUCGAUGGGCUGCUGGACAGCCGUCUCCUCGACAACACAAGCCCUGGGGACACACCCACCUUGAGCCUCAUCUGUCAUCCCAUGCAGGUGCUUCGGGUCAGCAGCAAUCACUCUCGGCUGCCCAAGCGGACCCUGUUUGUCUGUCGGCACGGUGAGCGGAUGGAUGUGGUGUUUGGGAAACACUGGCUUUCACUGUGCUCUGACUCCAAAGGUAGAUAUGUGCGCACUAACCUGAACAUGCCAGUCAGCCUGCCCAUGUGGAGUGGAGGACACAGAGAUUACAACAUGGACACCCCCAUCACUGUGUUUGGUUCCACACAAGCACGAAUAGUGGGCGAGGCGUUGUUGGAGAGCAACACAGUGAUAGACUUUGUGUACUGUUCGCCCUCUCUGCGCUGUGUCCAGACUGCUCAGAACAUCCUCAAAGGUCUGCAGCAGGAUGGCAAGCUGAAGAUCAGAGUGGAGCCAGGGCUAUUCGAGUGGACCAAGUGGGUCUCUGGGAGCUCUCUUCCUGCCUGGAUCCCUCCCACAGACCUGGCUGCAUCCCACUUCACUGUUGACACAACAUACAGACCUCUCAUACCGAUAACCAAACUUAGCGUGUCGGAGUCCUAUGACACGUACAUGAGCCGGAGCUACCAAGUGACCAAAGACAUUCUGUCUGACUGCAAAAACAUGGGAAACAACAUACUGAUUGUUGCCCACGCUUCCUCUCUGGAGGCCUGCACCCGACAGCUCCAGGGCCGCAGCCCCCAGACCUCCAAGGACUUCAUCCAAGUAGUCAGGAAGAUCCCCUACCUGGGUUUCUGUUCCUGCGAGGAGCAGGGCGACACAGGAGUCUGGCAGCUAGUGGACCCGCCCAUCCUGCCCCUCACACAUGGACCCAACCACAGCUUCAACUGGAAGGAGACCCUCCUUCAGGAAUGACAUCCGCUUCCCUGGAGAGCAGACUUGCUCAGCCCCAUCCCGAGGCUUAAGUUUCUACUCAAAUAACAGGGAGAGACCCCACCAGAGUCAAUGGGUGGUUGGACCUGGAUGUACUGUACUGUACGUACUGUCAUUUGACAGUAUUGUUGACAUUUGUCAUUUGACAGUAUUGUUGACAUUUCUAAUUUGACAGUAUUGUUGACAUUUCUAAUUUGACAGUAUUGUUGUUAGUGAGAGCAGAGAGAGAAGAGAGUGAAGUUGGAGAGGGCAGGAUUACUGUAAGUCUCGGGGCCUGGUUGAUUGUGGAGGCUAUCACUCAGCUGGCUACAGCAAGCACAUGGGCCAUUACAUAUGACACCGAGUCAACAGCGUCCCAGAAGGGAGUCAUAAGGUUGAGAACAUUGACCUAAAAAAAAUGAGCAUAAUUGUUUGUGUUUGGAAAAGCAAUUGCAUUCCUUGUCCCGCUUGCAGAUUAACUGUUGGCGAGGGCAAAUGUUAUCCUCAAAAGCCCUUGACUGUAGCCGCAAGUCAUCUCACAGAUGUCUCUCAUUGUGGAAUCUGUGUUUCUGUGUGUAUAAAGUUGAUCUCAUUGGGGGGAAAAAACCUGCUAAACUUAAUCCAUGCUCUCUUGAAUACUGUACGUACAACCACUUAUUCAUCCAUUUAAACGGAUUGCAGUGUGGUCAGUACGAUGUCUUUUAUGGUCACGUUGAAUGCUGGUUGUAGAAAAACUUUGUGUUAACGUAGUAACCAGAAAAAUACGCCUUUGCCUGGUUGUAAUGUGUUAUGUGACAAGAUAACAACCAACAUAUGACAUAUUUACUAUGACAUUUUGAGCUCGUCAUAAAAAAUACAUCUUUAUGUGGUUGUAACCGAGACUAGUUGGAAAUCUGGUUUUAUAUGACUUCUUCACAACCAGAAAACUGGUUUACAACUAGUUUGCAACCAGAAAAUGACGUCAUUAAGACAACAUGUGUCAAAAUGUUUUUCACUGGGUGGCUUGUCACCCGGUUUGGUUGAAACAGUCUCGAUGGCACAAAGUGCACUAUUGACAAUCACAGGUGAGCCUUGGUGAGGCCGGUCGAAUAACCAGUAGUUAGGAACUUGUAUGUGUUUGUUUUACAUCAUGUAAGGUCUUAUGGCAGAAUAGUUGUUGACCACUGCACUAGAAAACAUCUUUCAGUCUUCCAGUUGUGAAAUAUCAUAUGCAAAAGACCUGUCCCAUGGUAGGGAAAUACAUGUUUUUCUCAGGUGUAGAUUUCAUUGUGACUUUUUACAGUAUGUGCAUUUCAUUGGGCCAUGAAAUUUGUUGAGUGCCUCUUAAGAUUGAACCUGAUUUCUCUUGAUGUCUCAGUGAUGUCAGAGAUAUGUUCUCUGCUCAUUGAGUCAGCUUUUGUUUAGCCUCAUCUAAAUCUAUCUGAUCUAAUCUUUCUGCAAAUAUUGAUUAUUAAGGAGGCUCUUAAACAAUGCUCUCAUGCUGUUCUUCCAUUGAUACAUGCAAGUACGAUACUUACAAGUACAAUUACAAAUUUGUGAUAAAGGUGUCAGUGAGGAACAAAGCAAGCCUACAUGCACUGUUGAGGAAACCCAGGAAAUCUAAAAACUGAGGAGGAAGCCAUCUCUGUCAAUUUGUGUUAAUUUAUUUUCUCCAAUAUUAUAUUUCCAAAUGUAUAUAUACUUUAAUUUAAGAAAUACACUUUUCACCAAAAUGCUUUGGUUUAGAGGACUAGUGGGCUAAGAUGUGCAAAAGAUUGAAAUGAAAACAAACUGAUUGAAGGAGGAGAUGAUACAGUAUUCCCUGUAUAUUCAGAUAUGAGCAUCUCUGAGGUGGGUUCUUUAUUUGGUUUCAAAUUUUGUUUCCAAUACCCCCCUAUAUGAUACUGACAGUAUCACUUUUUCAGAUAUGUAGAAGUUACAUAUCAAAUAAAAACCCUGGUUAUUUAGUUUUGUUUGGAUAUCUUUUUGGGGGGGGGGGGGACAAUUCCUUCAACAGUUUGUUCAAUGCGUAGUAUUAUGGUUUAGCCACUAGGUGUAAGUGUAAGCCCUUUGGAGUUGACUACAUACAGUAUCUAUCUUAGCAGAGGCGUCAUGCCCAUAUGGGGCACAAGGGCACGUGCCCCCUCAGGUUUGUCUUUUUUUGUUUCAGAUGUUAAAUUAAUUACUAAACUUAAUUUUUAAGUCCAUGUUUUAACAUAAUUAUUUAUAAAAAUGAUCUGUCAGCUGUAUUUUGUGGAGGGGGUACACUUUCUGGACCAGGCAAAGAGUACCCCCCCCCCACCCACAUAUAAUUGAACAGGUAAAGAGGUAUGCUUAGAUAACCUAUGCAGGAAAAUAGACAUCUUUUUACAUAGAAUUAGGCAUAAUGAUUAUGGAUCUAGAUUGCAGGAAAAAUAUGUUUCAGGUGUUUGCAAAAUUCUCCAUUAUUACAUACUUUGUGCCCCUUUUAAAAUAAUAGGUGCAUGACAUCCCUGCCUGAAGUGAUUUAAAAACAAAGUAAUCCUUAGAAGGGAUGCUGGAAGUAGACAUAAAUAACAAACUGAAAGGAAUAAGAUACUGUGAUAUUGUGUCAAAUAAAUUAAAAAUCCAUUCUUUUGAGCUUUUGGUGGGAUGGAUUUUUGGCCUGCCAGGUGACAUCAAGAGGAGGUACAUUAGAUCUAUAAAAAAGAGAGUUCCAAACCUCUCUGACAAUAACAGCUAGUUUUCACUUUUCCCCUCCCCACUCAGACCAAUCCCAGACAGUCCUAGCUAAAUUCUUGUUUGAGAAAGUGCUCUUUGCCAAGCAGUUUCUUUUUGACCGUUUUAAUUGAAAACAAUCACAUUAAGGUAUUUAAUUGUUACCCAGAAAUUAUAUGAUACUAGGAUUUAAAAAAAGCUGUGUUAGACCUUUAAAGGGAUACUUCAGGAUUUUGGCCAUUUGUAUGUCUCUGUCCAGUAUAAGGGAAGUUAGAGGUAGUUUUGUGAGACAAUGCUAACUAGCGAAGCGCAAUGACUGGAAGUCUAUGUACCCAUAGACUUCCAGUCAUUGCUCUAACGCUAGUUAGCAACUUCCUUCAAACUGCACACAGGGACAUACUAAUGGUAUCCACAAAUUAAUCUGACUCUGAGGAAGUAGAUAAAGGGCCUCAUUGCUAAAAUCCUGACGUACCUCUUUAAGUCAGGUUAAGCAACCCAAGCCGGGUUAAACCAGAAUGAGCUCUGCCGUCAGUCUGAUUUAGCAGGCAAACGUGACCAUAUCACACCCGAUUAUGCAUUUAUGUCGUCAGCACCACUGAUAAUGUACCUAGCAACACACGUAAUCAUGCAUACAAGUAGGCUAUACAGGCCCACAGUGGAGCUGUCAUAAUACCCAUAAAACCUAGCGGUCAAAAAGGGAAAUGGUUGUAAUAAUUUUUCCACCAUUCAUUUUUCCCAUAUGGAAUUUUAGAAACACUUAAAAUGUUUGGCUUAAAUGUGUAGGCUUAUCCUGGCGUGACGUUUUGAUAACCAUGUAAAUCUCUCUCGGACAAGACUUUUAUCAAUAUAUUCGGCUGUAUUUAAUAUCAGAAUUGAAAAUGCUAAUUAGCAUCAAAGAAGACAUCAUGCAAGACUACAAAUCCCUGCAAGCUCCUGCACGUCAUCUCUAGCUAGAGAUUCACAUGGUUCUCAAAAUGUCACGCCAGGGUAAGCCUACACGAAAUACAGCCCUUAUUUGAAGUGUUAAUAAAAUACCCAAUGGGAAUGGUGGAAAUACGAUUGGAACCAUUUCCUCAUCCCGUGGUACUCUAUGGUACGACUACAAAUCUGACAACCAACUCAUACCUCUGAUUAUGUGCAUAAAACUUCCAUGAGAGUCAAUUGUGUAUCAAUCAUCUUGUUUAAUUUUUUGGGAAACAAACAGCAUCCUUCUAUCAAUAGCAUCUUUCUCACUUGUUGAGUCCUUAUCUCUGUAUAAUUAGAGACCCAAAUGCAACAUUUAUUUAGGUUACAUUAGGUUAUUGUUGCACAGACUUCCAAUUAUAUUUUGUGGCCUGCUCACCCCUAUUUACUCCAGCGUAUAAAUACACCUGGGGCUUUGGGGAUCUGGUUUCAGACACUGUUUAUCCGAGCUGGGGAUAUUCGAUCUCUGCCACUCUUGUCCUGAUUUAACCUGAACUCUCCUUUAAUAAGCCAGUCCUCCCCCAUCCCCAACAGAACUCUGAUUUGGAGGCCAAAUUAAACGUAUUAGUUAGAUUUUUUUGUAUGUGCUAUGAUUGCCCUCUUCUAAAAUACCUAAAGUAGACUAGGAAAUGAGAGAAGUGAUGCAUUGACCCACUUGGAUGUAAACAGGACUUUUUAUUACCUAGGGCUAAAAUCUCCACUUAGGAAAGCAUCAUCUACUACUGCAAUGCAGAAAAACUCAGCAACCAUCUUUAAACAAACACGUUUCUAUUAAAUCUCCCAGGCAGAUGCUUAUUGAUGCAUGAAAAAAUGAUUUGCUGAAUAUACAACUUUGUUGAAAACCUCUGCAUAGAAAUAGGUCAUCAACAAAACAUUUUAUUGAGGAAUUUGAUAUCAAGGUAGAUAUCAGUUAGAUAUACUCAGGUAGAUAUUCAACAUAAAUGUACAAUUCAAUUAAGAAUUUUGUCGAACAACUUGAUGUAAGGACAUUUCGUGUUUUGUGUCCUAAUCUUCCUGUCAAAACAAGAGUGAUGUUUUACCUUUGACAUAAUGUCUCAAAGUCUUUCAGUGUUUAAUCUAUUCCCCAUCUACAGUAGUAUAGAGAGCCGGGGUGUCUGGGUCGCAUGUUCCCCUCCUUUGUUUCCCCUCAAAUUGAAGACCAGCACUUUUAUGUCUAUCUAUUAAUUGUUUUGGGUUUGCAAUGACUUUUUAUUAGAAAUUGUGUCUUUUUAGUUUAUUAAGAUUGAACUUGCUUUGCUGUGCUGUGCUUCCAUUUUUGUUGUUCUCUACUUGAUUUAUCGUAGACUCCUGCCCCUUGUCUGGUCACCUUGGAGACGGGAGUUGGUCAAGGUCUGCCACAACUGUGCCUGUUGACUAACAAGCUACCUGAGCUACUUAAAAUUGCGCUUUUAGUCCACUCUAGGCCUGCUGCUGGAGGGGGAAGUCCCCACCAACACAAACACCACCACCACCUUCCCCCAGCUGCCGCCUACCUGGAACCAGAGGGAGACCUGAGUUGACUAUGCUGUCUAGCAUGCAGUUAAGGGACAGUCGACCCCUACACCUGUGUGAGUGUGGUAUGUCUGUCUCACAUCAUUGUCAGUGUCCAGCCUCUGUUGCAGAUUAGAGUUUUCCUUAAAUUAAAUUAAAUCACAUUUUAUUGGUCACAUACACGUGUUUAGCAGAUGUUAUUGUGGGUGUAGCGAAAUGCUUGUGUUUCUAGAUCCAACAGUGCAGUAAUAUCUAACAAGUAAUAUCUAACAAUUUCACAACAAUACACACAAUAUACACACAUCCAAAGUAAAGGAAUGAAAUUAAGAAUAUAUAAAUAUUUGCACGAGCAAUGUCUGAACGGCAUAGACUACUAAAAUACAGUAGAAUAUAAUAGAAUACAGUAUAUAGAUAUGAGAUGAGUAAUACAAAAUAUAUAAACAUGAUUAAAGUGGCCAGUGUUCCAUUAUUAAAGUGCCCAGUGAUUUCAGGUCUAUGUAUAUAGCGUAGCAGCCUCUAGGGUGCUACUGAUGGCUGUUUAACAGUCUGAUGGCCUUGAGAUACAAGCUGUUUUUCAGUCUCUCGGUCCCAGCUUUGAUGCACCUGUACUGACCUCGCCUUCUGGGUGAUAGCGGGGUGAACAGGCAGUGGUGGUUGUUGUCCUUAAUGAUCUUUUUGGCCUUCCUGUGACAUUGGGUGCUGUAGGUGUCCUGGAGGGAAGGUAGUUUGCCCCCGGUGAUGGGUUGGAGAGUCCUGCGGGUUCCGUAUUAUUCUGAAGGCAGCUCUGACUUGAGGACAGAAACAAAUGUGAUUAGUUAAUUUUAGGAAACAAAUGUGAUUAGUUAAUUUUAGGAAACAAAUGUGAUUCGUUCAGUUUAGGGUUAUGGGUUGAAGUUCGGUUAGAAAACAAAAUUGCACUAUGUUGAACAAGGAAAACUUCACUCAACACCUCUGUAGUGAACUCAUAGACAGGUUGUUUUCUCUGGAUAGAUGCUGGCUUUGGUAUCAGUGUACAACCAGUUACAGGGGCCCACCAGGGGUUCAAUCUCCACAAACUCAGCCUGGAAGAGCAGACCUGUGCUGCCUCUGAAGAAUGAUGUUUUUGCAUGUUUCUAGUAAUGCCAAUGUUUACAGUACAUGGGCCGUCAUUGAAAAUAAGAAUUUGUUCUUAACUGACUUGCCUAGUUAAAUAAAGUUAAAAUGUCGACUUCUAGGGAGUUUUUCCUAGCCACCGUGCUUCUACACCUGCAUUGCUUGCUGUUUGGGGUUUUAGGCUGGGUUUCUGUACAGCACUUUGAGAUAUCAGCUGAUGUACGAAGGGCUAUAUAAAUACAUUUGAUUUGAUUUGACUUUGAAAAAACUCCUAUCCCCACUGGAUUGGGUUGUGUCGGUAUCAUUUCCCAAGCUCUUCCAUUGAUCGUGUUUAUCCUCUGUGAUUGCUAUAUUCCAGUCUCUCGUUAGUCUGAUGUUGAUUCAUUUGUUUAGCCUUUUGUUUAAUGCCAAGCUCUAAACCACACCAAUUCCUCACGGAUGUCUGAGGGACCCAAAUAAAUGCCUCACUGUUUAUCUUC